Molecule: messenger RNA, 1779 nt
Organism: Daldinia childiae
Lineage: Eukaryota; Fungi; Ascomycota; Sordariomycetes; Xylariales; Hypoxylaceae
Exons: 3
Coding region: 1-1779 (592 amino acids)
Source: RefSeq, a predicted model, not a curated record
AUGUCUCACCAAAAGGUCCCUAUUACCUUUACCUACAAGAAGAAGGAUACCGAUCCUCCUAUCUAUAUAGCAGGUUCGUUUUCGGAUCCGCCAUGGCAGCCCCAAGAGAUGGAUGUCGCCAUCGACCAGCUUGGUGGUUAUCUAUUCACUAAACAAGUCAUGGUUGACGAUGGCACCGAGAUCCAAUACAAAUUCCGCAUAGGAUCUGGUGAUUGGUGGGCCUUGGACGAGAGUGCCGAUAUAGCCACGGAUGAAUCAGGAAAUACGAACAAUGUUCUUAGAGUCUCAAUUGAUGCGUCUCAAGAAAAUGCCACCGAGGUGCCAAACCCUAAGACCAGCGAAUUAGAAGAGUUGGAUCCCAACACUGGCACGCAGACUCCGGACUUCGCACAGGCAGCUGCUGAGGUGGCUGAUUCGGCACGCACUUUAGACCCCGAGACCCCUGAGCCGGAGAUAUCAGACAGCGAAGCAGGAAGAAUAGGUACCCGACGUAUGUCAACCACUCCAAUUGGUGAGGUCUCAGAGACAGCUAUAGAGGUCGCCAAUGUUGCUGCGACGCUAGAUAUUGAAGAAUCUGUUUUGGAUGAUGGGGAUGACGGCGAAACAGACCUAUGCCCUAUGUUUUCCCAUGAAUCUAUAGGACCAUCUUCUCACAAAGAAGACGUACCUAAUGAUGAUGAUGAUGAUGACAUUAACAAGGAUAACAAGUCUCAUUCCGAGUUCGGCAACCCGGCUAUUGAGAUUGAGGGCGUAGACUUUGACGAUCCCCAGUUAGAAGAGUUUCCGUCAGACAAUCGGGAGUCUAUCAUGGCUGCUAUGCGACGCAUUUCGACGAGCAUAGAUGUUGACCGCACAAUUACCGACGAACUUCCACCGACACCCAUAAUUACUAUUCUCCAGAAUUCCAAGAAUUUCUACUCACUCGAUAAUCAGAGCGAGUCGCCAAGUGUGUCAGAUUCGCUUUCAGAUGAUAAGCAGAAUCUCCGCCCUGGCAAUAGCGUCAGACAGUCGCACUCCGGGCGUAGAGAAUCAUCGACGAACUCUCUAGGGUCAAUUUUGGAAGAUGAUGAAGCGCUCAACGAGCAUGCUAUUGACGAGACGGAGGAUGCUACAGCUCCGUUCAUACAACACCCUGGGCCAUCUUGGGGUUCUCCUACCCCCGACCGUGUCGUCAGCGAUGAUGAUAACGACGAAGGCAUUGCUAUGAGGGUUGAUUCUAGAAAAAUAGCCGAGCAAUCUCAACAUUGCUCUCCGUCCUUACCUUCACCACCUGCAUCUUCCGACGGCAAUAUUCCGGAGGCCGCAGAGUUGGACCCAGAAACCCCGCCAUCGGUACUGAAGGACCCAGUCCUGGAGGAUAAUGUAGAUGUUUCGGGAAGUACUGACGACGUACCGGCCAUAAUUGAGAGCGAUUUACCUAAGCUCAGUACAACUAUCACUACACGUCGCACGCCAGAUAGGUACUUGAGUAACAGUUCCGACAUUGAGAGUACAAGCGAAGCGAAUGGAAAAUCAACAUCUUUCGGUACCACUAGCCCGCCAGGCUUACGGAAACGUAUAAUCGACAGGCCGGCUACUCCACCUUCUACGCAUCACUACCAGGGCCGCAAUAGAUAUCCAGACUGGUUAGAAGCUUGCAUACGGAUCGUGUUUGUGAAAUGGAUUGGAGGCCUUGCGUCAUGGCUACAUGACCGCAGAAACAAAGCGCUCAUGGCUGCUGGCACGGCAGCUAUUGUCGUUGGGGUAGGCUUAUUAUGGCAGAAUCCGGUUCGGCUGUAG